AAGGAAGCUAUUGGGGACCUCAGCAUCUCCAAUGCCCAGCUGAAGCACGCGGGGCGGUACACGUGCACAGCCCAGACUGUUGUGGACAGUGCUUCAGAGUCAGCCACCCUGACUAUCAGAGGACCUCCAGGCCCCCCCGGGGGUGUGGUGGUGAGAGACAUCAGUGACACCACUGUCCAACUGAGCUGGAGCAGGGGCUUUGAUAACCACAGCCCCAUUGCCAGGUACCUCAUCGAGGCUCGGACCCUCCUCUCCAGCAAGUGGAAGCAAAUGCGCACCAAUCCUGUAAACAUUGAAGGCAACGCAGAGACAGCCCAGGUGGUGAACCUCAUUCCUUGGAUGGAUUACGAGUUUCGCGUCUUAGCCAGUAACAUCCUGGGAGUUGGGGAGCCCAGUUUACCCUCCAGCAAAAUCCGCACCAAGGAAGCAGCACCUACUGUGGCACCAUCUGGGCUCAGCGGAGGCGGAGGGGCUCCCAACGAGCUGAUCAUCAACUGGACGCCCAUGCUGCGGGACUACCAGAACGGGGAUGGCUUUGGCUACAUCUUGUCCUUCCGCAAGAAGGGCACGGAGGGCUGGCUGGCAGCGCGGGUGCCCCGCGCCGAGUCGCUGCACUACGUCUACCACAACGAGAGCAUUGGGCCCUACACCCCCUUCGAGGUGAAGAUCAGAGCUUACAACAGGAAAGGAGAGGGACCCGAGAGCCUGACUGCCAUCGUGUACUCUGCAGAGGAAGAACCCAAAGUGGCUCCUUUCAGAGUCCUGGCCAAGGCUGUUCUGUCCUCAGAAAUGGAUGUGUCCUGGGAGCCUGUUGAGCAGGGAGACAUGACUGGAGUGCUUUUGGGGUAUGAGAUCCGGUACUGGAAGGAUGGUGACAAAGAGGAGGCAGCUGACAGGGUGAGGACAGCAGGGCUGGUCACAUCAGCUCAUGUCACAGGCCUCAACCCCAACACGAAGUACCACGUGUCAGUCAGGGCUUAUAACCGGGCUGGGACUGGCCCCCCCAGCCACUCCACCAACAUCACGACAACGAAGCCACCACCAAAGAGGCCACCUGGCAACAUCUCCUGGACCUUUUCGGGGUCCACAGUCAGCAUCAAGUGGGACCCAGUGGUGGCAAAGGCAGAUGAGUCUGCAGUGACAGGGUACAAGAUGCUGUACAGGCAGGAUUCCCACUCUGCUCCCACACUCUACCUGGCCAGCAAGAGCCGAAUCGACAUCCCCAUCCCUGAAGACUUCACUCAUGCCUUGGUACAGAUCAGGGUGACAGGCCCUGGGGGGGAUGGGGUCCCAGCAGAGGUUCACAUCCUCCGAAACAGUGGGACCAGUAUGAUGGUGGAAGACUCUGUGACGAGGCCAGUGCCACAUGCUGUCAUCAUCACAACUAACUCUCUGGUCAUGGUAGCCCUGAUCAGCUACCUGGAGCUCUGA
Chaetura pelagica (chimney swift) is the source of this 1431-nucleotide messenger RNA. RefSeq names its product contactin 2 (axonal) (gene CNTN2). Gene Ontology annotation, molecular function: cell-cell adhesion mediator activity. The annotation marks the transcript as partial. Lineage: Eukaryota; Metazoa; Chordata; Aves; Apodiformes; Apodidae. The record is from RefSeq and is a predicted model, not a curated record. Gene Ontology annotation, biological process: cell-cell adhesion; brain development. The transcript is spliced from 10 exons.